Molecule: messenger RNA, 1308 nt
Organism: Coregonus clupeaformis (lake whitefish)
Lineage: Eukaryota; Metazoa; Chordata; Actinopteri; Salmoniformes; Salmonidae
Product: protein unc-119 homolog B-like
Exons: 5
Coding region: 70-807 (245 amino acids)
Biological process (GO): cilium assembly; lipoprotein transport; nervous system development
Cellular component (GO): cilium
Molecular function (GO): lipid binding
Source: RefSeq, a predicted model, not a curated record
CUUGAAUUUAGUGAAAGUUGUAGCCAGCCAUCCACGCAGUCGCCUAAACAAACACAGAACAACCAAGACAUGAGCGGCUCUAACUCUCGGAACAAGACGGUAGCCACAGUUAAUGGACCGGACACCGAUAUGGGGCCGGCUGCAAAUUCCAGGGAGCGAAAGUCCGGUGGAGAUGUGAUGAAUAGACUCAAGUCGCGACGAAAUCAAACUGAUAAACAGCGGCCUGUUACAGAAGAGGAACUCAGGGCGCUAGGAAGAGACAUCACACCAGAUGAAAUCCUUGGUCUGUGUGCUGUUACACGGGAUUAUCUAUGUAAACCUGAGGACAAUGUCUACAAUAUUGACUUCACACGUUUCAAGAUCAGAGAUCUGGAGACUGGGACAGUGCUAUUCGAGAUUGCUAAACCUCACAACUGUGACCCUGAAGAUGAGGAGAAUGGAGACGGAGACACCAGUGCUGGGCGCUUUGUGCGGUAUCAGUUUACACCAGCCUUCCUCAGACUGCGGACUGUUGGUGCAACUGUGGAGUUCACCGUGGGGGACCAGCCUGUUAACAGCUUUCGCAUGAUAGAGAGGCAUUAUUUCCAGAAUAAAGUUCUCAAGAACUUUGACUUUGACUUUGGAUUCUGCAUCCCAAACAGCCGCAACACUUGCGAACACAUCUAUGAGUUUCCCCAGCUCCAUGAGGACCUCAUUUGCCUAAUGGUGGAGCACCCGUAUGAGACCAGGUCAGACAGCUUCUAUUUUGUGGACAACAAACUGAUCAUGCACAAUAAGGCAGACUACGCCUACGAUGGGGGCCAGUAGUGCCUGAAGAUUAGCUUCUUGUGUGCAAUGCAACGCAGGGGUCACAUUGCCCCUGAAUACAACCAUCCAUGUUGCCCUUUUGGGAACAGGAGUGUACUUUCUCCACUUCAGACAUUCCAACAAACCUUACCAGUCCCAGGUUUGGGAAAACAGGACCAUAUCUGCCUUUAAAACAAGUUGCUUCAUUUAUUUGAUACCUCGUACCCAUCUAUUGCUGGGACUCAUAGGAAACUCUUGUCAAUCACUCUUUUGUAAUGUUGAACAUGUUUUCCUUUGAAUCUUUUCUAAUGUUUCCACAUUUUAAAUGGUUGCUUUACUGCUUAUUUCAAUCUGCCUUGAGUUCAGUAUUUGUUGCAAUAUCCUUGUUUUUGAGUUGUACUGCGUUUAGUCCACUCUGUUACCAGACAGCUCGACAGGGAAAAGGGAACAUUACAUGAUCCCAAUCUGAAUGUUGAAUACCGGUCAUUUUUAGCCUGUAAAAUGAACACUGAUUGAAGUUGA